AUGUCGUUCCAACCAACACAGAUUUUCGAGGAGGGCACCACCGAGGAGAAAGGCGAGAAUGCGCGUCUCGCAGCCUUCGUCGGUGCCAUCGCCGUUGGCGACCUGGUGAAGAGCACACUCGGCCCCAAGGGCAUGGACAAGAUUCUACAAUCUGCAUCCACAGGAGAAAUGAUGGUAACAAACGACGGUGCCACCAUCCUCAAAUCCAUCGCUCUCGACAAUGCCGCUGCCAAAGUUCUCGUCAACAUUUCAAAAGUGCAGGACGAUGAAGUGGGCGACGGUACAACUUCGGUUGCGGUGCUGGCCGCAGAGCUCCUUAGGGAGGCAGAGAAGCUGGUGGACAAGAAGGUUCACCCCCAGACAAUCAUUGAGGGCUACCGAAUCGCCAGCCAGGCUGCGUUGAAGGCACUCGAGGGAACUGCGGUCGACCACAGCAAGAGCCCCGAGGCUUUCCGCAAAGACUUGCUUUCCAUCGCUCGCACGACCCUUUCCUCGAAAGUUCUGUCACAAGAUCGCGAGCACUUCGCCCGACUGGCUUGCGACGCUGUACUCCGUCUCAAGCAGUCUUCGGACUUGAGUCACAUCCAGAUCAUCAAGAAGGCCGGUGGAAAGCUAAGCGACUCAUACCUCGACGAGGGCUUCAUCCUCGACAAGAAGAUUGGAGUCAACCAGCCCAAGCGGCUCGAGAAGGCAAAGAUCCUGGUGGCAAACACGUCAAUGGACACGGACAAGGUCAAGAUCUUCGGCGCGCGCGUCAAGGUCGGAUCGACAAACAAGCUCGCGGAGCUCGAAAAGGCGGAGAAGGAGAAGAUGAAGGCUAAGGUGGAGAAGAUCAAGGCGCACGGCAUCAACUGCUUCAUCAACCGUCAGCUCAUCUACAACUGGCCCGAGCAGUUGUUUACUGAUGCUGGCAUCAUGUCGAUCGAGCACGCGGAUUUCGACGGCAUCGAGCGUUUGGCACUGGUGACCGGAGGUGAGAUCGCCUCUACCUUUGACCACCCUGAUCAGGUCAAGCUGGGUCAGUGUGACACUAUCGAAGAAGUCAUCAUCGGAGAAGAUACUCUGAUCAAGUUCUCGGGCGUGGCAGCUGGUGAAGCCUGCACUAUUGUGCUACGUGGUGCGACAGAUCAGCUCCUGGACGAAGCCGAACGCAGUCUGCACGAUGCUCUGGCCGUCCUCUCACAGACUGUCCUGGAGCCACGGACAACUUUGGGUGGUGGAUGCGCGGAAAUGGUCAUGGCCAAGGCAGUAGAGGGUGCGGCCACCCGCGUCGAGGGCAAGCGCCAGCUCGCAGUGUCCAGCUUCGCUAUCGCUCUGCGACAGCUGCCCACCAUCCUGGCCGACAAUGCCGGUUUGGACUCGGGUGAUCUGGUGGCUCGCCUGCGCAAGGCUAUCUACGACGGUCUGACGACCUACGGCCUAGACCUGACGACUCCCGGGGGUGGUAUCACAGAUAUGCGCGACCUGGGCGUUAUCGAGAGCUACAAGUUGAAGAGGGCCGUUGUGUCAUCGGCAAGUGAAGCGGCAGAGCUCCUUUUGCGUGUGGACGACAUCAUCAGGGCCGCUCCACGUGCUCGCGAGCGGGCCGCCACGGUCGACUCGAUCUGCCUGCCAGAUGGAAAUUCUCAGUCUGACUCGAACGAGUACUCCUCUGGCUCACCUGGGGAUGUGAGCGACUCGAGCGACCAGUCCAAGGACGUGGAUGGUGCCAUUACAGCACAGCUUGAGAGCGAAAGCCAACAGUUCGUACAGCCUGCGGAGAGCUCGACACUGCCCAACCACGUAUCAUUCGACAUUGGCUUCAAGGCCAUUGACCAGAUAACCACGAAAACAACCCUUCACACAUCAUCACCGCUCAAGGCACCUCUUACUGGCUUUCACCCUUGCAACAAGCGGCUCACACCGCUGACUCCUCCUCGUCAAACAAUGAACAGAAGUCCUGACAGAAUUCGUUCGAGUCCUUACGACAUUGAAUGCACCAGCGACUCCGACAUGGACUCUGGACCCAUCCCUCUAAACUUCCUCGACUUGCCAAAGAGAGACGGAUUCAAGACACCGAUUCUAACCAAGAGCGAGGAGAGGCGAUACGCGCGCAUGGCUGAUUCAAGACAAGACUCCCCGAUGGCACGCAAAUCGUGGGGAAGACUACUCCAGGCUCAGCCACCACUGCACAGCGAGGCUCGAAAUUCCAGCAAACCCAUCAGUGGCAAACUUGACAGGCUAGUGAUACCGGACCCGACUCCCGACCGACCAGCCCAAGGCGAAGGCACCGCGUUGCAUGGUCCACAGCAGCAAGAUGGCCAGCGGCCAUCAUCUUCCUCAGAUGAGUCCAAUGGAAGCCCUGUCUGGAAAACAGGCUCGCGCCCAACUCUUCCAGUAUCCGCGCGCUCUUCUGUGAGCGGAGAUCGUAUGGCUGUGCGAUACUCACCGUAUCCUAAGUCGAGGCUCAGGGAUUUCUUCAGGAGCUCUCUCCGGGCCAGCCGAGCCGUCAGCAGUGGCAAUCGUGCUGCUCCCCUGACUAGCGACACAGGGAGUCUUGAUACUGCUAAGACAGAACCACAUACAACCAAGAGCGAUGCACACACGGACACUGAUACUCGCCGUCACAAUCAGCAUGAAAACACAGCGGUGAGCGAUUGUGCCAGGUCAGGCAAGGACGAUCUCAUCUUCCCUCGGAUAUCUAGUGCGGAGUCUUUGUCUGGUUCGACUUCAUGCGUUUUGGCUGUGGGUGAGAAAUCGGGCCGCGUGGCUGAUGUGCCCAUUAUUCCCGAAUACGUUGGUCAUGAGCCCUCAGCCGUGGAGCCUUUGCUUGAGGUGCAACUGGAACGCAAGACGAUGAACUCCUCUCGCACUGAUGCGGCCGAAGACAGCUCUGCUGAAAAGAGAUUUGUGCACACCAUGCCUACCGUUUACACCUUACAGCCUUCGUAUGACCAGUGUGAGUCGUGGCCAAUGGACAAGCCUGGCCCCUACUUACCACACCAUCGGGAUACACUCACCAACCUCAGGAGCAUACUCAAGGGGAGCGAGCUUUGGAAGAAGCGGAAGAGCUUGCUGGCAAGCGAACAAACAGCAACUCAUCAACUAGACGAGAACAAGGAUGCCCUCGACCGAAUCCCAAAGCGCAGAAGACACGCUCACCGUGGCUGUCGAGAAAGGGCUUUGCGCAAGGACAUGUCGACUUAG
Messenger RNA from Emericellopsis cladophorae, 3186 nucleotides. Its product is annotated as T-complex protein 1 subunit beta-like protein. Gene Ontology annotation, cellular component: chaperonin-containing T-complex; cytosol. The record is from RefSeq and is a predicted model, not a curated record. The transcript is spliced from 5 exons. Gene Ontology annotation, biological process: protein folding. The coding region runs from base 1 to 3186 and encodes 1061 amino acids. NCBI's taxonomy places the organism in Eukaryota, Fungi, Ascomycota, Sordariomycetes, Hypocreales, Bionectriaceae. Gene Ontology annotation, molecular function: ATP binding; ATP hydrolysis activity; ATP-dependent protein folding chaperone.